Molecule: messenger RNA, 791 nt
Organism: Miniopterus natalensis
Lineage: Eukaryota; Metazoa; Chordata; Mammalia; Chiroptera; Miniopteridae
Source: RefSeq, a predicted model, not a curated record
AUGCGGCGCCGGCACUGCGUGGGGCUGAGCGCGCCGCAGCUCGGCGUGCCGCUGCAGGUGCUGGCCCUGGAGUUUCCCGAGGCGCUCUUCCGCGCCUGCGCGCCGCGCCUGCGCGAGGCCCGCCAGAUGGAGCCCUUCCCCCUGCGCGUGUUCGUGAACCCGAGCCUCCGGGUGCUGGACAGCCGCCUGGUCACCUUUCCCGAGGGCUGCGAGAGCGUCGCCGGCUUCCUGGCCUGCGUGCCUCGCUUCCAGGCCGUGCAGAUCUCAGGGCUGGACCCCAGAGGAGAUGAGAUGGUAUGGCAGGCCAGUGGGUGGGCAGCACGCAUCAUCCAGCACGAGAUGGACCACUUGCAGGGCUGCCUGUUCAUUGACAAAAUGGAUAGCAAGACAUUUACAAACAUCCACUGGAUGGAGGUGAAUGACUAAAGCUUUCGUGCCACAUCUGAGGAUUCUGAAAACCAGGAGACAGACACUUUGGCUUUGAGCUGGGCAUGUCUUACUUGGCAUUGACUUGGCUCCAACGGAAAACAAUGGAAUUCCAAAGCAUGCUGAACUGAGUUGGAAGAAGGUGUUAAAAUGAUAGCUCCAAAAUGAGCUAUGAAAUAUUGCCUUCAAACUGAGAAGAAAACGAAUUCCUCUAAAGGAGUGGGUAUUUCCUGGUAAUUCUGUAUGGAGGAUGAGCAGGGCAAUAACCACUCUCAGUAGCUCAGUAGACAUGACUUCGUAAGACCUGUGCAAUCUAUUCCCAAAGCCAAGAUUUGAUAAUAAAUGUAGUCCCAAAAUAUCUGAAA